AUAUUAGUUUUUUAGUUAGUUGAAUACGAAGGCUGUUGGUGCAUAUUAGUUUAAUAGUUUUCAAAAUGCUUGCAAUGAAGUACAUAGCGAUUGCACUGUGGAUCUUAGCGUGUUUUACAAAUUCAUUAGAGUCCGCAAAAAUACUCGCUAUAUUUCCUUUUAGGGGUCCAUCGCAGUAUAUAUGUGUGCAGUCGUAUUUGAGGACAUUGGCGUCGCGUGGACAUGAGAUCACUUCUGUUUCGGCAUUCCCACAAAAAACACCUUUGAAAAACUUUCGCGAUAUAACACUACAAAUAGAGCAAUCGAAUCAUGAUGAGCAAAUAAUCAAUGCAAUCGAGGAAACGUCUGAGAGUAAAUUGGAUAAGAUUAAGUUACUUAAGGACUAUGUAACAUCGUCUUCUUUGGUGAUAUUGAAGAAUGAAGAAUUUCAAAAACUAUUGCACUCUGACGAACAGUUUGAUCUCAUCAUUAUUGAAGUAUUCUGCCAAGAUUCACUCUACGCAUUGGGUCAUCAUUUCAAAGCGCCUAUGAUUGGUGUAUCUGCAUUCGGCACAGAUGUUGUGAUCGAUCAGUUGGUGGAUAAUGUUUCACCGGUGGCAUAUGUGCCAGCGCCUAGCGGUAGACAUUUGGAUCGUAUGAAUUUCUGGCAACGUCUAGAUAAUCUAUAUGUAUACACCAUAGAGCUUCUGUAUAAUCAUUUAAUUAUUAUACCGGAACAACAGCGUUACUAUGAAAAGUAUUUUCCUAAUGCGACAUUGCGCUUAACAGAUGUGCGUAGAGAUUUCUCUAUGUUGUUACUCAAUCAACAUUACUCAUUCAGUUGGCCACGUCCAUUAGUGCCGAACGCAAUCGAAGUGGCUGGUAUGCAUAUUGAUCACAAACCAAGUAAAAUACCAGACGAUAUGGAAGCUUUUAUUAAUGCCUCGUCUAGAGGUGCUAUCUACUUCUCACUGGGGUCGAAUAUAAAGAGUGCAUUUUUGCCGAAACAUAAAUUACAAGAUAUUAUGAAUGCAUUUGCCUCACUACCCGUGAAUGUGUUGUGGAAAUUUGAGAAACCAGACAUAGCCGGCAAACCAAAGAAUGUAUACAUUAACAAAUGGUUCCCACAGCCAGACAUACUAGCUCAUCCCAAAGUGAAACUUUUCAUUACACAUGGGGGCAUGCACAGUCUGAUAGAGGCGGUACAUCAUGGCAAACCGAUUGUGGGCAUGCCAGUAUUCUACGAUCAAAAUUUAAAUGUGGAAAAAGCAGUAAGUAAAGGUUUCGGUGUUGCUCUAAACUUUCGAAAUUUUACCAGCGCCCAGCUGCGUGAUGCUAUUCUAGAGGUAUUGGAGAAUCCCAAGUAUAGCGAAAGAGCGCAAGAGAUCUCUGCGAGUUUCCAUGAUCGACCUAUGAAACCGCUCGAUGCGGCAGUCUAUUGGACUGAGUAUGUGCUGAGACAUAAGGGUGCGCCACAAUUACGUGUAGCCGCACGUGAUUUGAAUUUCCUACAGCGACAUAGUGUGGACACAAUGGCUGUGUUAUUUGGUAUUCCAUUACUUUUAAUUAUAUUUAUAACUCGUCGUAUUUACAAUCUACUAUUGUUUGUGGUGUUUGGAAGUAAUAACCAUGCGGACAAGAAACAGAAGAACGAAUAAACCGUAGCAUUCCAUAAUUGAGUGCAGCAGACAAGCAUUAACCGUUUCGGGACGAUGGGGAUGUUUUUAUCCCGAAGAAAUUCAAAAAAUCGUAACUGUCACAAUAUGGGAGCAAUUUGGUUCAAAACAGUCCCAAAUCAUUCAUUAUACUCUUCUCUACAAAAACAAAAAUACCAGCUGUUGGUUGGAGUCAUCAGUUUUUUAUUAAAUGUCAUUUUCUUAGACACGUUGUUGCGUUGAUGGUACUUGUUUGGAAAAAGCUUAGAAAAUAAGUGACUUUUAAUUGAAUUAUAGUUACAUUUUGUGCAAAUAGUGCUAAUCUAUUGAAAUAAAAAGUUUAGAAUAAAGAAUAA
Messenger RNA from Zeugodacus cucurbitae (melon fly), 1990 nucleotides. Its product is annotated as UDP-glucosyltransferase 2-like. The coding region runs from base 66 to 1637 and encodes 523 amino acids. Gene Ontology annotation, molecular function: UDP-glycosyltransferase activity. The transcript has 2 exons. The record is from RefSeq and is a predicted model, not a curated record. NCBI's taxonomy places the organism in Eukaryota, Metazoa, Arthropoda, Insecta, Diptera, Tephritidae.